UAAGAGAUACUUGAUGUUAAACUUAUAGUUGAUAGGACGGAGGAGAAGAGAGAUGUAAACAUUCACAUCUUGAAGCGAAUUAACGCAGUCAUCGCCGGCUAUUUAUUGGCUGUUGUACGAUUAUGCACACGAGACUAUGACAUAAUCGAGUGCAUAAUUUCAUUGAUCUUGCUUUGCAUACAGAUACCAUAUCUAAACGAAUGAUGGAGAUAGGUAUUAGGUACCUAUAGGUAUACUUGCUGACAAACUAUACACAAACGACGUAGCCAAGAAUUACGAUUUUUUUUAUUUUAGCGUAGGUUGGUAAGUACAUAAAUUCGUAUGAGAUUUUGAAUUUUACGAUUAUACAUUAAUGAGAACUUGUUGCGCUAAGAUGUUUGUUAGAAAUAGGUAACUUUGUGUUUUGUGUUCAACCAAUUGGAUUAAUCAAUCGCGCGUGAGAAAAGAACGUCGGCCAAAUUUGACAAGAGAUAUAAAACGAGUACACUACACAUCCAUCAUGAAUUUUUCGAGAAUAUUCUUGCUGAAUGCGGAGCCAAUAUGUGGCAGUGGCCUGGUAUCAUUUUACGCUGCUUACGUCGAGUAUAUCAGCCCGUACCUGUUUUUUAUCGUCAGUAUAAUAGGAUCAACGCUGAAUAUAUUCUGCAUCAUCGUAUUCACGAGGAAAUCCAUGAUUUCGCCCAACAACCUGAUUUUCGCUCAUUUAGCCAUCGUCGAUUUAGCUACCCUCAUUACCUACAUGCCACGCUGGGCUAACGAGGCUAUAAGACUGAAGAUGUACUCUGUUAAGGAGCACAGGACAUACGAAUGGGAAAUCAUAGGCAAGUAUUCGUAUCACGUCGCAGCAAUAUUCCACGGAACAUCAGUCUGGCUAGCUAUCAUGUUGGCAGUUUGGCGAUACAUAGCCAUCGUACAUCCUUUGAAGGAACGCCAAUGGUGUAAUUUGAAAACUACCAAGAUUUUCAUAGCUGUGGGAUAUGUAACGACGUGUUCCUUCGGGAUAAUACCUUUUUUUUUCGCGCUUGAAGUUCAAGCAUUUGAUAGGUUACUCGAUAGCGACGGAUAUAUAACCUGGAAUCGGACCAUCGGUAUUCCAACCAAACUUUUCCUGUUACAACCGGUCGAAUCCAGCCGAGAAAUAACAAUACUGUUAGCGUUGGCUACUGCAGUCAUCGUGAAAAUACUACCAAUGGUUCUUGUGUCUGUGUACAGUUAUAAAUGUAUCGUUGCUCUACAACUAGCGAAAAACCGUCGCAAGAAAUUAACAAUCAGAUUGAACGAAAGUAAUACAACAAACACAAGAAAGAAUCCAUUGACAGAUCGUACGACAAGAAUGUUAUUAGUAAUAUUAGCUUUAUUCUUUACACCUGAAAUGCCACACGCAAUAUUUUUUUUAUUGGUUGUAAUUAUUGGUCAGAAGUUUGACGUGUGUCUUUCGUACUUAUUUGAAGUAUUCAACGAUAUAGUCUUGGUCUGCAUAUCGUGUAAUUUUAUAGUUUAUUAUACAAUGAGUCGGCAGUUUCACGACACUUUUAUCCAACUGUUUAACAGUAAGCCAUCUUCGGCUCAGCCAAAACCGGCGCUUAUUUUAGCUGAUCGUGAGGUCCAUAUGUGAUGUGUGAUGUGACAUGAUACUUUCGCACGAUCGAGUGUCAAAAUAGACAAUUUGAGGAGUAUUACGAUAAUCACCUGAAUUCAUACGAGUACCUAUGUAAUGAAGUGAUACUUGAAUAAAAUAUCUGAAUUGAAAAA
Molecule: messenger RNA, 1752 nt
Organism: Planococcus citri (citrus mealybug)
Lineage: Eukaryota; Metazoa; Arthropoda; Insecta; Hemiptera; Pseudococcidae
Product: sex peptide receptor-related protein 2-like
Exons: 3
Coding region: 500-1615 (371 amino acids)
Biological process (GO): G protein-coupled receptor signaling pathway
Cellular component (GO): plasma membrane
Molecular function (GO): G protein-coupled peptide receptor activity
Source: RefSeq, a predicted model, not a curated record